AAAAUGCGUCGACCAUCCGAUGAGCAGUUCGAGAAAGAGCGGCCCCGAAUGUGAAAAUUAGGGGCCGCUAUCUGGCCCCCUGUGUGUGUGUUUCGCUGUAAAUUUACGCCUUUUUUUCACCUUUGAAAAAAGAAGAAACUUCGCUUUUGUACAGAUAUUUAUUGCCAAUAAUCUUCGUUUAUAAUUUGUGCUUUCAGUAAGUGUGUGAUUGAGAAAGAAUACUAGUGCUCUCAUUUUAGUUAAAUUAGUGCUUCUAAUAGAAUUUCACCUGUGCAAUCAGUCAUUGGAUUACUUCUUUGGAGAGAUUUACGCCUCGUCAUAUGUUGUGCUUAUAGAUUAGUGAUUUGUGCUGUAAAAAUUAUUUAUAUUUAUAAGCUCUUGUGAAAAGAAUUUUAAACUUUAUUUCUAUUUCUACAGAAUUACGUGCCUUGAAUUAACUUCUACAAUUAAUUCAAUUUUUCGGAAUAAAAGUUUGUUACGAUCAUAUGUGUGCUUUAGCCUCAAGAAAUGAACAACGGAAAUUAGAGCAGUGCAGUUCACGUCUAAGCCAAAUUAUUUUUUUUACCACCAUUCCAUUUACAAAGUCAACGGUUGAUAUGAGAUAGGCUAUUUUUAUUUAUUGAAUUUUAUUCAAAUUAAUUUCUGUUUCAAUUUUAAAUUGACAACUUUCUGUCAACAAUUUUAAAAUAAAUCUAGAUAUUUUCGCUAACAAAAUGAAUACUGUGGUGUGUCCAGGAUUUAUGCCACAUCAUGUCAAACCCAAUCGCUGUCGUAGAUGUUUCAAGGACAUCCACGAUCACUCAUCGAACACUGAAGUAACGACUAGUUUCACGAUUCCCUUGCCACGACGUCGAAGGGAAUCAGUGGCGGUCACAGAGACUCCAAAAAAUGAUGAUCCCAACAUCGACCAGUCUGCGAGCUUCACUAUAACAGAAACAACAUCGUUAGGUCGACGAACCAGACAGAGGUCAUCUUCUACUUCCAGUUGGUUCCAAGAGAAAAAAAUUAAUGAUGAACAGAAAGAGAAAAUAGAUUCCUUGUUUAGAAAUGCGGACGAUUCCAAAGCUAGUUAUAAAAGUACUGUAAUUACAUAUGAUGAUACAGAAGAUAAAGGAGUGGACGCUAUAGCAGUGAUAAAAUUGCCAGAAUCAAGAACAAGACGAAGAACCACUCAAGAUAAUCAAGAGUCAUCCUCCAGUAGGACUAGUUCUGAAAAUAAAUUAAAAAUUGAAAAUAAAGAGUCAGGAUUAUCAGCAAAACUAUCCGAAUUGCGAUCACGCACUUCAAGAGAAUCUGCGACAAAAACCGACGAUUCUAAGCCACCAGAACUUCCACCAAAAACUUCAGAAAAUAGGUUUGAUUUGCUUAGAAAGACUUCUGACAAGAAAGAAACAGAUAACAAAUAUUCUUCAAAAUUUGGCAGUGAUAAAACUUCUAGUAGUGAAUCUUUAAGUCGUUCAAGUAGUUUUAAAUCACGAUUUGAGUCCCAGACUUCUGAACCUGUUAAUAGAAGUAGUAGUUUUCGAUCACGGUUUGAUAAUACAACAGCAGAUGCCAAAGACAAUAAUUCUAAAAAAGAGGAACCCAAAGCACCAGAAAGGAAAUCUGAACCUUUUUGGAAAUCGCGAUUUGAAACUUUAUCGACAACUUCAAAAGAUUUGAGCAGCUCUAAAAAGGAUGAACCCAAAGCACCAGAAAAGAAACCAGAACCAAGUUGGAAAUCACGAUUUGAGACUUCAGCAACUACGAAAGACUUGAGCAGCUCUAAAAAAGAAGAACCUAAAAUGCCUGAAAAGAAACCUCUCGAAUCAAGCAUCAAAUCAAAGUUUGAGUCUCCAGCAGCAGAUACCAAAGGUAUAAAUUCUUCGUCAAAAGUAGAAGAAAAGGUACCUGAAAAGAAAUCUCUAGAAUCCAAAUACAAUGAAAAGAAACCUGUGGAAACUAAAUUUGGUGAAGUGAAACUGAGAGACACGAAAUUUAACGAAAUUCGCGCAAGGGCAUCAAAGUUUGAAACCGCCAGCUCUAAAUUUGAGAAACCCACGCUUUCCGAUACCAAAGCCAAAGAUGCAACAGCCUCCAAGACGUCAGAAACAAAGCCUGCUUCAGUCCCUGACUCCGAAACAAAGGACAACAAAUACGAACCAGGAAAAAUACCAGAUUCCAAACCAAAAGUUACCAAACCAUGGGAGGUUAAAUUAAAAGAUACAAAAACGGAAUCAAUUAAAGAUACCAAAUCUGCAGAAGCUCCAAAACCUGUUUUGUCAAGGUUUUCAAGUGUAAAAAGUACUGAACCUGUUACUCCUGCUAAGGUGACUCCUCAGAAAAAACCUUCUCCUUCAUCAUCGAGUAGUGAAGAAGAAGAAACAGAAAGUGAAGAAGAAUCUGAAGAUGAGCCGCCUCCAAAACCGGCCACUACACCGAAAGAACCAGACAAGAAACCUACGACACCUGCUAAUGCUGCAUCUUUCACGAAAACGAAGCCUACUCCAGAACCGGUGAAAGAAGUGACGCAAUCCCCGGCCACGAUCAAAUUGCAGAAAGAUCUCGAGAACAAAGUAAAAGAACUCCAGGAUAACUUAGAACAACUAAAAAAGCAACUGAAAACGAAAGAAGAUGCUUGUGUACGGCUGGAACGUGAGAAAAAUGAUCUCCAGAAGAAGCAGCAAGCCCUUUUGGACAAAGACAAGGAGGCUUUGGAGAAGACAGCCCAGGAAUUGUCCAAGAUGAGGACAAAACUGAUGGAGAUGCAGUCUUCACAGGAGGAAGUUAAAAGCGAGAACAAGAAGCUCAAGCAAGAAUUGGCGGACAGCAAGCAAGAAUUCAAGAAGAAAGAACAAAAGAAAGAACAAGAGUCCAAAGAACUUAAGGAUGAAUUGAAUAAGCUGAAACAAGAGUUGUCGAAAAAGCAAGAAGCUGCAGCGGACAAAACAUUGAAGGUCAACAUGGAAACGAUGAAAAUAAAAUUAGCCCAAUCUGAAGCUUUAUGCGAAGAAUUAAUGGAAGAAAAUGAAGAAAUUAAGAAAGAAGUGAGAGAUCUUGAGCAAGAACUUGAAGAGCUUCAUGAUAAUUUCCGAGAGGAUCAAGCAUCUGAGUUCCGCGGACUAAAGAAGGAACUGGAAACAGCCAACAAGAACUGUCGAGUUUUGCAAUUCAAGCUGAGAAAAGCAGAAAAGAAAUGCGAACUUCUGGAAUUGGACAGGCAUAGUUUAGAUGACAAGUUACGUGAGUAUCAGGCAGCUGUGCGUCAAGAUGUGGGCCGAAGUAAGUUCAAGGAGUUGGAAAAAGAGUUGAGCUUAGCUCGCAACCUCACCACCAGCUUGGGAAAAGAAGUCAAGGAGCUGAAAGAAGCCCUGACACGAGCAGAAGCGGAGAAUGAUGCGUUGCGUCAGGCAGGGGGCGGGACGAGGAGUGUUACGCCCACGUCUCAGAGUCGCCUAUCGCCAGUGGUGAAAGAAAGCCUAAUGGGAAAAGAUUACGAAGCCCUCAGCCAUGAAUUAGCCGAUACGAUGGAAAGGGAAAACGACCUGAGGGAGCAAUUAAAAUUCAGCGAGGAAGAAAGCAAACAAGCUAGAAGAAAAAUACUGGCCCUGGAACAGGAAAACGAGACUCUCAUGUUACAAAUCAAAAAAUUGACCAAUAUCGUGCGGAAAAAAACUGGAGAUGACGAGGAAGCUGAAAAAGAAGAAAUGUCCUCAGAAAAUCUGAAAAUACAGCUGGAGUUGAUGGAACAAGAGAUGAGUGUACUCCGGAGAAAAGUUGACGAAACAGAAAAAGAGAACGAGAAUCUGCAAUCUGAAGUGAAAUAUCUUCAAGAGAAAGUUCUUAAUCAACCACUUAUUGAGCUCCCAGAGCUUCCAAAGGACGCUGGAAGUCCAGGCAUGUACUGGGAAAACAAGGUUCGACUUCAAGAGUAUGAAAUCCGAGAAAUUCGUAAGAAACUAAUCGAAAAGGACAGGGAGAUAGAGAGGCUGAACACAGAAGUCGAGAUCUACAGAAAGAAAGCGUCCAAGAUGAUGGUGAGAAGUCGAUCACUGGAUAGUGAAAUACAAGUCGAUCUCAAAAGACAACUACAACUUGUAGAACAGGAAGCUAGUAUACUCAGACAGAAGGUGAACAACUUAGAAGCCGAAAACGAAAAAUUAACCAUCGAAAAUAAGCGCAUGACCUUGAGAUUGACUAAGAAGCCUCCUCCUAGCUCAGCGGACAUUUUGCAGAUGGAAAACAUGGAACUGAAGCAGAAACUCGAGGAACAACAACGAAAACUGGAAACAAUGAGAGAAGAACUAGAAAAGGCUGCAGCAGAAAACCCUGUUCUUAUUCAGGACUACAAACCGAGGAGAGAAAGCUUGACUUCUCUGUUGACAGAUAAUGAGAACGACUUGAUAGCCUCUCUGAAGAAGCGUCUGAAGACCAAAGACGAGGAAUACCAGUCAGUACAGGCUAAAGCUGUCCAACUGGAAGUCGAGAACAGUCGCCUCAGUCGAGAGUAUAAAAAGCUUAAGGAGGCUUUAAAUUCGAAGAAGAAACCCAUGAAAGCUAUAAGGGAUUCUGCAACAAGAUCCGAACUCAGAGAACUCGUCAGCGAACUUCAGGAUGAGAUCAGUGAACUUCAAGUAAACUUGAGGAGUAGAGAAGUAAUUCAGGAAGGGGUUGAAGAAGAACUAGAAAAAGUCAAGAAAGAACUAAAGGAAGCUCAGAAAGAAUUGAAGCACAAAGAAGAUCGAUUGCAGCUUGAAAUUGACAAAGCAAAACACGACAAGGAAGCUCUUCAUAAAGAAAUAGAUACACAAAAGAAUCGUGCAACCGUCGCAGAAACCCAACUGUCUCAAAUUUCCAGACAGAGUGGAGCUUCUGUGGAUCAAGUGCGCAAGAUUCAUGAGCUUGAAUUAGAAAAAGAAGAUGCAGAGAGAAAAGCUCGAGCUGCAGAAGAAGCUUUAGAAAAGAAAAUUCAGCGUCUCAGAGACACCCAAGAAAAAUUGAAUACAACAAAUGCUCUGAAGGAAGACAUGGCAAGGACCAAUAGACUGCUAGAAUCUCAGAAAGCAGACUUAGAGAAGGAGGUGGAAGAACAACGUAGUCUUCUCAUGAAAGCAGAUGCAAAGGCUGCUGAGCUAAGAAGCCAGGUUGAUAAAACGGAUAGAGAUUUAGUAUCUCUGAGGAAAGAGUGCAAUCAACUGCGAAAUGAUUUGGAAGAAGAGAGGAGUCGUUUGAAGCAGAGCACCGAUCAACGACAGACAGAAAUAAAUUCCAGCUGGAACAGAGAGAGGGAGGAACUCAGGAGACAAAUAAACGACCUCAAGAACCGAAUCGAACAACUCCAGCGCCAGAUCACAGAGAACGAGAAGAUAUUCAUUGAAAAAGAAUCUCGAUUGCGUGAAGAAUUCAAGCGGAAGAAGGAGAACGCUGUAAGGGAGGCUCGAGAAAAGGGAGAGGCGGCUUUGGAAUUGGCCCGCGAAGAUGAGAAAAUCGCCAAGAACAAAGCUCAGGAGCUCACGGAGAAACUGGACAAAUUGGAGAACAAUUUGCGAGAAGCCAACGAGAAGUCUCGCAAAGUGGCGUCCGAGCACCGUCGAGAGAAAGAGGAAUGGAAGAAGGAACGUGAUAACCUGGAGUCCGAGAUCCAUGCUGAGGUGAAGAAACGUGAGAAGGCUGAGAGGGAGUCGGAACAAAUACUCAAGCAAAAGGAAGAAGAGCUACUGCUCAGCAAAGAGAAAGUGGUCGCCAUGGAAAGGGAGCAGAGGAGGAUGCAGAUGCAGUUGGAGGAGGUGGAGAACCUCCAACAGAAGAUCAGAAUCAUGGAGCAGGAAGCUGAUAGAAUGAAGGACGAGUAUGAACACCUAACAUCUAGAUAUGACCAGUUGGAAGACGACUUUGUAAAAACAAAGGCAAAACUCGUCGAAGAAAAAGAAGAUGCUGAAGCUAACCUAAGCAGGAUAAGAAAAGAAUAUAAUGAGCUGAAUUUCGAAUUCAAAUCAGUGAAAGAAUCUUACAACAAUAAGCAAGAUAGCUGGAUUAAGGAGAAGCUGGAUUUACAAGAGAGAGUGAAAGAAUUAACAAGACGCCUGGAAAGAUUAAAAUCUGUAGAACAAGAGAAAAGAAGUCUUCAAGAUCUAAUCGAAGAAAAAGGAACACUUAUUGAAUCAUAUAAAAAAGAAGAGAAAUAUCUGAAAGAGGAGAGAGAAAGGCUUAUGAAGAAGGUCGAAGCACUUGAAGCCGUGGAUCGGUCUUCGGCAUGGCAGCACAUCUCGACAGGUGAUUCGAAGCUGGACAAUCAGAUGGAGGCUCUAAAGCGCGACUACGAAGGCCGGAUGACUCUCAUGUCCUCCGAGAUCACCAGUAUGCAGACACAAAUAGCCAGUCUGGCUGAAGAAAGAGAUCGUCUCAAAUCGCAACUGUCUUCGGUAGAGAGAAAUGCGGAAGAAAUGAGGACUGGUUCUUUAAAGAGGGAAAGGGCCAGACAUCGGGAAGAGGCUGAUGCAGCUCGGCGCAAAGUGCAGGAGCUCAGAUAUCAGCUGGAAGAUGUCCGUGAACAGCUGGACGACGCACAGUUAGAAAACAAGAAUCUAAAAUUACAGAUCGAGACAGAUAAGAAUGGAUUUGAAAUUCAAAUCUCGGAGCUGAAAUCUAAGAUAAAUCAGCUGGAAGAGCAGAAGAUUCUGGAAUCGACGAGAGGCCAGACGCGCAAUAUCGCCAAAACGCGUCUGGAACUCACAUGGGAGAAGGAGAGGACCGAAUUACAGAAUCUUCUGUCCGAGAGUCAGAAGAUGGUGACUGAUCUGAAAGAGCGUGUGGCGAAGACGGAAACCGAGAGACAGAAGGAGAAACAAGCCAUCAGGAAGCAGCUGCUGGACAUGAGAAGCGCCACAGAGAAAGACCACCAAGACAGCAGGAGAAAGAUGAGCGAGCUGCACAGCAGCCUACUGGAGAUACGAGAGAAUCAUGCCAAAUUAAGAGGAUUAUACGACCGAAUGAAGAAGGAACGAGAAAUUCUGUUGAAGGAACGCGAAGAAUGGAGACAGAGGUUGCAGACGGCCAUUCAGCUGCACUCCAAGAUCAGCGAUAUUGUGAAAGACGUUGAGAAAGUGAGUGCUGACGUGGCUACUAAUGCAAAUAAACCCAAUAUGCCACUGACCCAAGAAUUCAAAGAUACGAUGAAUAAGAUAAAGCAGAGUUUCAUGGAGCUUCAGAAAUCAGCAGAAAUUCUAAAGGAAGAUGAACGCCUUAAAAGGACCACAUCGUUCAGAAGGGCUGUCUCAGCUCAGGACGUCAGUCACUCUCAAGAUCCCAUGCAGAGAUGGAACAAUCCUCAACGAAUAACCAAUUAUCCCGUGGCUCCUCCCAGCAUGAUCAUACGUCCACCACCAAGACAGAAAGCCCUGCAAAGAAAGUCCAUGUCCCUGGACCAUGCUUUGUCAGGCACCACUCACGAACAGAGACUUAAGAUCUGGGAGUCGGAAGGAGAGAGUAUUACUUCCACUCCCGCAGGAAGUCUGUUGAGUCUGGGUGGAUAUGGAUAUGAAACGGAUUCAUCGUUGCCCGAUUCGGAAUACAGGUACGGCGGAAUCUCUCGAAACAACCGAAGACGGUACAUGGUACAAACGCCAAGUGGCAUGAGUGGUAUGACAACAGACAGUGAAGCUCCAUACUCAUCGAGGGAAGGCAGCGUCGAUCCAGGAGGUAGUUCAGAAAGUGUGCCCAUGGCAACGCAGCAGCAGAGAAAGACCUUCAAAGAGAAACUGAAAUCCCUACGGCGCACCAAAAGUGUGGACGUGGCUGCAGGACAAGAAAGUUCUGUGGACAAGAGUGCGAAGGAGAUGAGCCUCCGUUCCAAAAUUUCCAAAGUGCUCAAGGGUGGGACCCUGGGAAGGAGUUUGAGUCUGGAACCGAAAAAGCCGGCUCCCGCUCUUCCACCUAAGGGAGCAGUUCCAGAUGUCGUGCCCAGCAGACCGACAGCAGAGAAACCUCUGUCAGCGAGUCGCGGAGAACUGAACCAGAGAAGGCCACCAUCACAGCAAGAGAGGAGGCCGAAACCGCCUUCGAAACCUGGGUUCGAAACCCCGGUCUAAACUGUCCUAUUUUAUAUUCCUCACACACUUGUGUCUCAAGUGACCUCAUGUAAACAAUAAAAGAGCAUCCUUUUAUCUUCA
This is a messenger RNA of Argiope bruennichi, 8147 nucleotides long. Its product is annotated as trichohyalin-like. The coding region runs from base 714 to 8066 and encodes 2450 amino acids. The record is from RefSeq and is a predicted model, not a curated record. Lineage: Eukaryota; Metazoa; Arthropoda; Arachnida; Araneae; Araneidae. The transcript has 27 exons.